Messenger RNA from Plenodomus lingam JN3, 2151 nucleotides. The record is from RefSeq and is a predicted model, not a curated record. NCBI's taxonomy places the organism in Eukaryota, Fungi, Ascomycota, Dothideomycetes, Pleosporales, Leptosphaeriaceae.
AUGUUUAGCUGCGCUCCAAAGGAGGUAGUUCGUCUCGCUUGCAAUGACAUACAAAAGACAAGCACAAAGACACACUUGCUUGAAUCUAAUCAGCAGCACCACAUUCGAAGCACUCUGCUGUGGAGGAUGAAUGUAGGAGGGAAUUUGGAAAGAGUGUUGCAGCGAUCUGGGGGCGAAAUGCCGUCGUUCUCACUUCGGGGCCACGUCAAAUCGCGUGGUCGCACAUACGGUACAAUGACCGCCAACAUUGAAACGUUUCAGAAUCACGUGCCCAACGGAGCUGCUUUCCGAUGGAAUCGUGUCCAACAACUGACAUGUAUCGUAACUUUAGACAUCGAUGCAUCUGCAGCGUGUUCCGGGACAACUACGCUCAUGGGCUUAACAUCCAGGACGACCAUGUCUACCUUUCGCAAGCAUACGUCGCGCCCGGUGCGCCUUAUCAUCCUUCUGAUAGUAACAUACGCCUUUUGCUGGGUGAAAGGCUGGCCAAAGUACUACGACGACGAGGAACUACCCCCCAGUCAGCGUCUGCGGUCGGAAAUCUACGGUGGACCGCACGGUGUUGGACACGACCACCUCAUUGUCUCCCUCACGGCCACCGCGGUCGACGUCUACGCGAAGUUUGCACCUACAAUAAUCUUCACGGCCGAGGAAGAUCAUGGACAGCUGCUGUUGUUCUCGGAUCUGCAGAUGGAAAUCGGAAAGUGGCCUGUCUUCGACGUGCUUUGGCGGUAUCCGCAAGACUUCAUCAUGGAAGCCAAAGAACUAGGCAGGUACAGGGCACAGGUCGAUCACGCGCGGAAAAGCAUACCAGUCGAGCAAUUAAAGAAGCAAGAUGAGAAGGAGGAGAAGGACAUACAAAACAUGUUGGAGAAGUACAGGCUUUUGCAGACCAUGGCAGCUGCAUGGGAGUACCGACCAGACCGAAGCUGGUACAUCUUUGGGGGCGACGAGACUUGGAUAAAUCGCGCCAACCUUCGAGACUGGCUCAGUCAAUACGAUCCCAAAUCGAUGCACUUCUUCUCCAACCCACCCAAUGUCGAGCUGCCAGAGCCUUUCGCAGCUGGAGGCACCGCCAUCAUACUGUCAGAAAAGGUCAUGCAUGAGCUCUUCAGCAAAGAUAGCAAGAGACACAAAGACUUGAUUAAAAGAUGGCAAGGUCGCAUUGUCGAUCAUUGGUCGGCUUUUGACCUGAUAUUCAAUCUGCUAAAGGAGGAACUCAAGGUCGAGUUGGAGAGCGCGUGGCCUAUAAUUUCUGGCUUCGACCCAACCAAUAUACCAUGGUCGUCAGCCAUAUGGUGCGAGCCAGUAGCGAUCCUGCAUCACAUCACCCCCGACAUGGCAAGUGAUCUGUGGAAACUGGAAAAGGAGCGUAGCGAAAACCAUCUUUCCAGCGCACCCUUGCGAAUGGCAGAUCUGUGGCUACGCUUCAUGCUCCCUGAAAAUCUUGACCAUCCGCGCAAAUACUGGGACAACCUCUCGUCUGAAUCAUCGAAUUCACGGUGGAAUAUCCUUUUCGAAGGCGACAAGCCUGACAGCGGCCGAGCAAAGAGCGGGGAAGAGUCUCCAGAAGCGUGCGCAAAGGCAUGUGAUGAGAAUGAGUUUUGCGUGCAAUGGUCGUAUUCAUCACUCCCGCAGCCAAAUUGGAAUGCGAACCCGCCGACAAAAUGCCACCUUAGCAGCAGCAUGAGAUAUGGAUCUUACAAGCCGCCACAGGAGUUGAACAAUGAAGGCGAGCAGUCCAAACUGAUCUGGAUGACAUCGAUGCAAAGCGCAACAUCAGCGGUAGUCUUCUUCAUCGGUUUUUUUGCUUCUCCCUUAGCGAUUCAGCGCAACUCAUUCAUCGUCAACUCUCGCCCUCGUUUUCAUUUUUCCCUUGGCGCUUCACAAUCUCCCGACAUUAGUGGCUCUACUCCUCCAAAGACCGAGAGUCCUGAUGAUCUACCACCUGCGACGAAAGAAACAAUAUCGACAGCCUCAGCUUCGCCUCUGCCAGGCCAUACAACCGAAAUGUUUAAUUUCCAGUCGCAAGCGACUUCACCGUCCAGCACACUGUACACGACAUGCAGUCUCAGGGACGACUCGGGCACAAUUACAGCGCCUCAAAGAGUCACGAGAUCGAUUUGCGAACAAGCAGCAAACCGUCUAUAA